Molecule: messenger RNA, 3314 nt
Organism: Prunus dulcis (almond)
Lineage: Eukaryota; Viridiplantae; Streptophyta; Magnoliopsida; Rosales; Rosaceae
Product: disease resistance protein RPM1-like
Exons: 3
Coding region: 447-3248 (933 amino acids)
Biological process (GO): defense response to other organism
Molecular function (GO): ADP binding
Source: RefSeq, a predicted model, not a curated record
AAGAAAAUCUGUUGUGAUUAAGUUAGUCAACCUGAUGGUAAUAGUCAGAGUGAUGAAGAGCACACCAGAGGAGAAUGAAAUUAAAUAUACACAACCCUUAUCUCAGCACUCUUGUUCUAGAGGAAGUACACCUCCUCACCAUCAAUAUAUUUUCAUCUUUCAAGCUUUUGACCUUCUCCUUUACAAAUUCUCUGCUUUUCAAAAUUGGUACCUCUGCUACUCUGCUUAUCGUCUGCUCCCUUCUGCAACACAACAGGUCCUGCCUUCAUCUCUCUUCUCGCAGGCCGAAGCCAGAAAAGAAAAAAACACUUAACAAGGCACAGCCCUACUUUGGGCUCUUCCUAGAUCAUCAUCCAGCAGAAAGCUUGAGAGAGAGAUAGGAGCAGAUUCGUAGGUAUGAAGCCCCAAGGGUAACUCAUACCCCAAGUUAGCAAGAGAGCUGAGCAAUGGCCGAGACUGCAGUGAUCAUUGUCAUUGACAAGUUGGUUUCAUUGUUAACGGAAGAAGGGAAUUUGCUGAGAGGUAUUCAUGACGAGGUUACAAGCAUAAAAGAUCUUCUAGAGAGCAUGACGUCUUUCCUAAAGGAUGCAGAUGAAAAAGCAGAAAGGGCAAACAACAGUAGCGGCGUGAAAACUUGGGUGAAGCAAACAAGAGAGAUGGCUAGUCAUAUAGAAGAUGUCAUUGAUGAAUACAUGCAUCACGUAGCACGCAACCGUGAUAAACACGGAUUGAAUGGUUUUCUUCAUAAAACAACUCACAUUGUGGGAGGGCUAUUUACACGCCAUGAGAUAUCCUUGAAGAUUCAACGUAUCAAAAAACGCAUUCGCGAAAUUAUGAAAACAAGUGUAGCAUAUGGCUUCAAUUCAACACAAAGAAUUCCAUUUAGCUCUUCAAGAAGAGACAACAUGUCAUUUGACCAACGAAUGACUUCCCUUUACAUAGAGGAAGUUGAACUCGUUGGUAUUCAAACUUUGAGAGAUAAAUUAAUAGGUUGGUCGAUUGGGGGAGAGGUAGCAUCUAGACGCUCGGUCAGUUCAGUGGUUGGAAUGGGCGGUCUGGGAAAAACCACUCUCGCCAAGAAAGUCUUCGACAACUCAAGGUUCACAGAAUGGUUUGAUUGGCGUGCUUGGAUCACAGUGUCACAGUCAUACAAGAACGAAGACAUACUAAGAAACAUGAUCACAGAAUUCCACAGGACAAGGAAUGAGUCUGUUCCAGAGGGAAUUGAAACAAUGGAUUUGAGAUUGUUGAUUCACACCCUACGAGGAUAUCUUAAGGAAAAGAGGUAUGCAGUUGUCUUUGAUGAUGUUUGGAGUACAAACUUGUGGGAGUGUGUAAAGCUUGCAUUACCCGAUAACAACAAUGGUAGCAGAAUAAUUAUCACAACACGCAAGGGUGAGGUUGCUGCUUCUUGCAGAGAAGCUUUUUUUGAUCAAGUGUACGACCUUGAGCCAUUAUCUCCAGAUAAGGCAUGGGAACUCUUCUGCAAGAAGACAUUCCGAGAUUCAAGUGGAUAUUGUCCACCAGAGUUGAAGAAAUUUGCAACUACAAUAGUGAGCAGAUGUGGAGGAUUGCCUCUUGCAAUUGUGGCUAUAAGUGGACUUUUAUCUACCAGAGGUGGGGAUGUGCCUCAAUGGAGAAAAUUACAUGAUAGUCUUGGCUCUGAGUUGGAGUCUAAUCCUCAUUUAACAAAUGUCACAAAAAUUCUUUCUUUUAGCUAUCAUGAUUUACCUCAUCGACUUAAAACUUGCUUCUUAUACUUUGGGACAUAUCCAGAAAAUUGCCCCAUUAGAUGUUCUACACUAAUUCGGCAAUGGAUCGCUGAAGGGUUUAUACAAGAGCAGAUAGGCAAAACAUUGGAAGAGGUUGCAGAAGAAUACUUGGCUGAGCUUAUUCAAAGAAGCCUAGUACAAGUGUCAUAUGUUGAUGAAAGAGGGGUGCGUAGAGAAUGUCAAGUCCAUGAUGUGAUGCGUGAGGCCGUGAUCCUUUUAAAGACUCGAGAUAUGAGCUUCUCACAAUUUUUAGAAGAAGAUUCAAGAUUCAAUGAAAAUUCCAGGCACCUAUCUGUUGAUAGCAAUGCAUAUAAUAUUUUUGGUAGCAUUGGAAGCUCUCGUGCCCAUUCCUUGUGUUUUUUCAAUGGCAUAGGUGGGCCACAAAAUCCUUUGAUGAGUUGUAGAAACUUGUACAAAAGAUUCAAGUUGUUGAGAGUACUAGACUUUGAAGAUAGUCUGCUUGACCAUCUCCCUGAGGAAGUUGGAUACAUGUAUCACUUGAAGUAUUUGAGCUUGAGGAAUACACGAGUGAAGAUCCUUCCGAAAUCCAUUGGGAAGCUCGCGAACUUGGAGACUCUAGAUUUGAAGCAAUCCCUAGUGCAUGAGAUACCAUAUGCAAUCAAUAAGCUUCCAAAGCUUAGAAAUCUUUUAGCAUACAAUCUGCACAACAACAAACAGCUGGGUCGGACUACAAAACGAGCCGUGGUGAUUCAUGAGGGAAUCGAGCGUUGGAGAAACUUGCAAAAACUGUAUACUGUGGAGGCAACAGAUAGCCUAGUUAAAGAAAUAGGGAAUUUGAAGCAGUUAAGAAGGUUGGGCAUUCAAAAACUGGCUAGAAAACAAGGGAAAGAUCUAUGCGCCUCCAUUGGAAAGAUGUCUCACUUGCAAUCAUUGGAAGUUGUAGCCAUAAAUGGUGAUGAAAUUAUUAAUUUACAGUCUAUCUCACCUCCACCUCAACGUCUUCAAACUCUAAUUUUGAUAGGGCGUCUAAAAAAGCUGCCUGAUUGGAUUGCAGGAUCUAGUUUUUUAACUCGAUUAGAUUUAUCUUGGUCGAGACUAGCAGGGGAUCCCAAUACCUUAAAAGUCCUACAAGGUCUACCAAAUUUAGUGCAACUUUUGAUCUAUGAUGCGUUUAGUUGCGAGGAGUUGCAUUUUGAAGAAGGAUUUCCAAAAUUGAAAGAGCUCAGUCUUAUAAAGUUGAACAGUUUAAAGUUCAUGAGAAUUCACAAUGGAGCAUUGCCUCUUCUUGAAAGUUUGAUAAUUGGACCAUGUCCGCAACUGCAACAAGUGCCCUCUGGCAUCCGUAACCUCAAAAAUCUAAAAUAUCUAGACUUUUUGGAUAUGCCUUCGCAUUUCAUAGACGGGAUUCAAGUUCAAGAAACAGAGCACCAUGUAGGUCCCAAAGUAAUUGUUGUGAAGACGGAAGGUGAAAGAGUCAUGACCACCAAAAUAAUAGAUUCAGCAGUUUUCAUGUAGCACUCAUAAGUGGAUAUAUGCUUUCCAGCAACAACAUUUUCAAAGUACCUCCACUCAUUUAUUGUA